UGUGUUAUGUCUCAUACUCGGAGGUAGAGAGUCAGAGCUCCUCGUCCGGCGGAUCUCAACCUCUGAAUCCAACCCCCGGUGUCUUCUUUCAUCCUUCCCCUCUUCCCUGCUCGCUCACCCGGGUUGCUUUCUCUCCGUAGCCGCGGGAGCUUCUACGUCUUCUUUCUCUCGACUUCGGCCAACAGUUUGCUCUUUUUGGAUUUGGGUUUUUCUUCGUGGACGUUUUGAUGAGUACUCGCUGCUGAUUUCACUCAGCACUGCUCCUCGCUGCUGCCGCCGCCGCCGCUGCUGCUUCUGCCGCCGCUGCCGCUUUUACGCACCGACGCUUAUUUUGGAUUUGCUCGGCAGCACCGCUGGAGAAAAACAGAGAGAGACGACAAGAAGCAAGAACAGCGAGGUGGAUCCGUGGAUGCGCCCCUUUGGCUCACGCUGGAGAUGGAAACGCUGAUAUUGUUAUUUCAUUCCCUGUGGAUAUUGCAAUGCAACACAGUGAGCGCCGACUCCAUCAUUCACAUCGGUGCGAUAUUUGAGGUGAACGCAGUGCGGGACGAUGAGGUGUUCCAGCUCGCCGUGUCUGACCUCAGUCUGAAUGACGACAUUCUGCAGAGUGAGAAGAUCACACACUCGAUUAAACUCAUCGAGCCCAACAACCCUUUCCAGGCGGUGCAGGAAGCCUGUGAGCUGAUGAACCAGGGCAUCCUGGCGUUGGUGACAUCUACUGGCUGCGCCUCAGCGAGCGCCCUGCAGUCCCUGACGGACGCCAUGCACAUCCCACACCUGUACAUCCAGAGGAACAGCGAAGGAUCUCCUCGCACUGCCUGCCAGUUCAACCCGAGCCCCGGCGGGCAGCGCUACACGCUGGCCGCCCGGCCUCCCGUACGCCUCAAUGACGUCAUGCUGACGCUGGUGGAGGAGCUGCGCUGGCAGAAGUUCAUCGUGUUUUAUGACAUCGAGUACGAUAUCCGCGGCCUGCAGGGUUUCCUCGACCAGACGUCCCGCCAGGGUGUCGACGUGGCGUUGCAGAGAGUGGACAGGAACAUCAGUAAAAUCUUCACCAACCUCUUCACCACCAUGAGGACCGAGGAGCUCAAUCGGUACAGAGACACACUGAGGAGAGCCAUCCUGCUGCUCAGCCCACACGGAGCGCACACAUUUAUCCAGCAGGCAGUGGAAACAAAUCUGGCCUCCAAAGACAGUCACUGGGUGUUCGUCAACGAGGAAAUCAGCGACACAGAGAUCCUGGAGCUUACCCAUAGUGCACUGGGGCGCAUGACGGUGAUCCGGCAGAUAUUUCCCUUGUUGAAGGACAGCAGCACCCGCUGCAUGAGGCAGAACCACCGGAUCUCCUCGCUGCUGUGUGACCCGCAGGAAGGACACCUGCAGAACCUGGAGGUGUCCAACCUGUACCUGUACGACAGCGUGCUGAUGCUUGCCAACGCCUUCUACAGGAAGCUGGAGGACAGGAAGUGGCACAGCAUGGCCAGCCUAAACUGCAUCAAGAAGUCCACCAAGCCCUGGAACGGAGGCUGGUCCAUGCUGGAGACCAUCCAGAAGGGAAAUAUCACAGGUCUGACAGGUACGAUGGACUUUAAGGACAACGGCUCCAACUCCCACGUCCAGUUUGAGAUCCUCGGCUCGAGCUUCAGCGAGACCUUCGGCAAGGACAUCAAGAGGCUCGCCACGUGGGACUCGGUUCACGGCCUGAACGGCAGCCUGAAGGAGAGCCGGAUAGAGAACGGCAUGCAGGGAGUCACGGUCAAAGUGGUCACAUUACUGGAGGAUCCUUUUGUCAUGGUGGCGGAGAACAUCCUCGGGCAGCCGAAGAGAUAUAAAGGCUUCUCCAUCGACGUCCUGGACGCCCUCGCCAAGAUCCUGGGCUUCAAAUACGAGAUCUACCAGGUAGCGGACAGUAAAUAUGGAAGUCGGCUUCCCAACGGCUCGUGGAACGGCAUGAUUGGUGAUCUAAUCAACAAGAGAGCGGACCUGGCGGUGUCCGCCAUCACCAUCACGCCAGAACGGGAGAACGUGGUCGAUUUCAGCAAGCGCUACCUCGACUACAGCGUCGGUAUCCUGCUCCGAAAGCCCGAAGAGAAGAUCAACAUCUUCUCUCUGUUCGCGCCCUUCGACCUCGCUGUCUGGGCCUGCAUCGCCGCUGCAAUCCCCGUGGUGGGAGUGCUCAUAUUCCUCCUCAACAGACUGCAGGCGCUGCGCUCCUCGUCCCAGAAUGCACCUCCCGGUCAGCCGGCUAACGGAGCAGGGUCGGGCACCCUGCACAGCGCCAUCUGGAUCGUUUACGGAGCGUUCGUGCAGCAAGGUGGGGACGGUGUGGUGGGCUCGGUCGCUCUGAGGAUCGUCAUGGGCAGCUGGUGGCUCUUCACGCUCAUAGUUUGUUCAUCAUACACCGCCAACCUGGCGGCGUACCUCACCGUGUCACGCAUGGAUCACGCUAUACGGUCUUUCCAGGACCUGGCGAGGCAGAUCGACGUGGACUACGGCACGGUGAGGGACUCUGCGGUCUACGACUACUUCAGAAACAAAGGCACCAACCCUCUGGAGCAGGACAGCACCUACUCAGAGCUGUGGAGGACCAUCAGCAAGAACAACGGCAUGGAUUACUCCGUGUCCAGCCCGUCAGAGGGAAUACGCAAGGCAAAGAAGGGUCCGUACGCCUUCCUGUGGGACAUGGCGGUGCUGGAGUACGCGGCCCUGACGGAUGACGACUGCACCGUCACCGUGUCGGGAAGCAGCAUGAGCAGUAAAGGCUACGGCAUCGCCAUGCAGCACGGCAGCCCCUACAGGGACCUCUUCUCACAGAAGAUCUUGGAGCUGCAGGAGAAAGGCGACCUGGACAUCAUGAAGCAGAAGUGGUGGCCCCGCGCCGGCCGCUGCGACCUCAGCAGCCACGCCAGCGCCCACCCCGACGGGCGCUCCCUCAAGCUGCACAGCUUUGCCGGCAUCUUCUGCAUCUUGGCCGCGGGCCUGCUGCUGGCCUGCCUGGUGGCUGGGCUGGAGGCUUGGUGGAACAGCAACCACUGCCGCCAGGAGCAGCCCAAAGAGGACAAGGAGGUGAAUCUGGAACAGGUGCAUCGUCGUAUGAACAGUCUUUUGGACGAGGACUUGGCCCACAAGCAGAUCCCCGGCCCCUCUAUCGAGAUCUCUGCGCUGGACAUCGGCAGCAUGCAGCCCAGCCAGGCCUCUCUGGUCCCGGGCCCGGAGUCCAGGCGGGACUACCCGCCCUCGGGCCUCGCUGUGACCACCUUCCUCCCCGGGGAGGGGGCACCACCUCCUCCUCUUCCCCACCCUCACCAUGGGGGGACCCUAGGCAGGACGCUACCCCCAUCCCAGGGCCCUGGCAGCAGCACGUUGCCCCCACACCACCCGCUCAGCAGCACCAGCCUCAGCGGCACCAUGCAGUGCAAACACAGGGCGCCCAACGGGGGGCUCUUCCGGCAGAGCCCUGGCAAGACACCCAUGCCAAUGUCCUACCAGGCAGUCUCCGCAGGACCCAUACCCGAAGCCAUUGAGGCCACCCACAGUACAUCGAUAUAAGAUCGGAGGGGUAAAGGGGGCGUUGGGGGGGUGGGAGGGAGGUUGCUCUCUGGACUUGGGUCCAGGUUCGGAUGCGAGGCGGGUUGGGGAACUCUAGAGGAAAAUUAUUAUAGAGGAAAAAAACAUAUAUGUACAAAGUAAAAAGAUUUUGUAUCUCACUAUCUGUUCAGAAACACACACGAAAAAUCUAACAAAAAACAACAAAAAGCGGGCGGGCGGGCUGGAGGGUGUAAUUUUUCUCGUGUACAUAUCUGUAAAUACCAAGAGAACGAAGUGAGGUUAAAGUGUAUUUUGAAUAUUCUCAAUUUUUGAAGUUGAGUUAUAAAAACAAACAAAAUGAGAUAAAAAAAAUAUAUAUAAACAUUGAUGAAAAAGUUAUGACUGUUUGAAUGGCUUUGUAAAUUUUGUUCAUUUAAAACAAUGACGCGAAAUUCAUUGUGAUUGUUUUCUAAGUGCCGAAAUUAAACGAUGUCUCUCCACAACUCAUUGAUGUAAACGACUACCCAUGAUGCACCGCUGUAGGGACAUUUUUAGUGUUGGACACCUACUGUUAUGCACCUCUGUACCAACCCUAUAUAUAUAUCUUCAGCAUCGGACAAAAAAAAUCACUCUUUGUUUUUUUCCCCAUUUGUAUUAACUAUAUAAUAUGCAUAGUUUUUUCCAAGCAAAAGUCUACAUUCUUUUCUUACGUUGACUGUAAAUGGUGUUCAUUCAAACACUGCGGGGAAACAAGUGGGUUUUUAUUGGGUUCAUAUUUUACACACAGCUCAAUGGUUUGUUUUUAUAGCGAGUUUUUAUUUGGCGUCAGUACUGUCCAGGUGAGAGUCUCAGUUUGUGACGAGCAAAGAAGAGUACGUACGGCUGCGAGCGCACCGACCGCUGUCUUUAGGUCAAACGAUGAUGCAGUCAUGCAAGCCUGGUCUCUGUGUGGAACAUGACAGGGUGUAGAACCGCGGUUCCCUACCCACGCGGUACAGGUCUUAUUCUUAAAGUCAAAUAUCAUAUUUUUGAACUUUAAAUGCAGUCGCGCAUUCGACGUGAUGAAAUCUCCCAACUGUUUCUGUAGUCCCGUUUAACCACUUAUUACAAAAACCUUUUCUGGGUCACAUUAAAGCUUCAAAAUGAAGAGAAUUACUUCUGUAUUUUAAGCUAUGGAAAAAAAUGAACAUGUUUAGGGUUGCAUGAACCACAGAGCUUUAGACAUCAAACAGAAACCAACCCGACUUCGAGAUGAGGAAAUCAGGAACACAAAAACACUUGUUCUGGGUUUCAGGUCUGAGAGAUGCUUGCACCUUUUAAAUGAUGAAUAGUUUUAGAGUACGUCUUCUUCAUCGCGCCGCCAGCAAACAAGUAAAAAUCAGUUACUGUCCUUUUCUAUGAAACUCUGUCCAGAUGCUUUUAGACUAAUGAAAAGUUGGCACCAAUUUAAAACAAGUACUGGUAUUCUUCCCAACUCUGAGACAGACCCUCUUGUUAGCCAAAUAUAUACAAAAACAGAAACGGCUCCAGAGUAUCAGCCAGCCUGAUAUUCAUUUUAUUUGAUAUUUUUGAGCUUCUGUUUGAAUUUGAAGGAAGUGUCAGAUUCAAAUUGGUGCCAGAACGAUUGAUGGUUACUAAUUUAUUCAAACAAACUUCAACUGUUGCCAGAGUGGGCAACAGUUGAAGUCUGAAAGUCUGAAAUUACAGACCUGAAACACAAGAAAAGUUGUGACAUAUCAAAUCAAACGUAUUCGCCUUUCCAUUGUUACUCUUACUAACCGCUCCCACAGAGUUCCUAAAGGAGGGCCGACACUUGUGUUUUCAGGCAGUCGUAAUGCUUCGUUUGGGGCCAAAUAUCGAAGCUCGGUCGAGUUCCAACAGCGGUCGGUGUGAACGCAGCCUUAACCUUAAGAAAAAAUAUAAAGGUACUAACUAGAUAUGUCUUUAAUUUUUAUACUAGAGAAUUUAACGUCACGCUCUUGUACGCAGGUUUCUUCUCGCAAAGCAGUGCAGUUUUUCUAACGAGGAGUGAGAGAGUGACUCAGAGAGGCAUCGUAUUUCCACAAGUCAUUCCUAAUGAGAUCCAUUAUCACCUGCAGGGAUGACAGAGGGCGUCAUUACCCAAAGUGCAGACAGAGGCUCACGAUGAUGGCCGUUCUGCAGGUGCCAUACCUCAACUGCUUGUAAAAUAGAGGGAAGUUAAAUAUAUUUGCUAAACACUGGAUUGUUUUUUCUCUAUAGGAUACUGUAAGAGGAACAUUUAUGGGAAAAGUAUUUUCAGCAGAAAUAUAUAAAACCAACCAUGUCACCCCCACCUUUUUGCUUUCAUAAGCGCGAUUACAAGCAUCUAUGGGCCUAAUGACUGUCGACUUCAUUUUCAUUAGCCUGACGCUGGCUGUUUGGAUCCAUGUUGAUCACACACAGUUUUCAGGACAUUAGCAGCCAAACGCAGACCCGCUCAUCUUUCCAUUUAUAGAACGUGUACGUGGGCAGAGGAAACUGAGGGACCUUCACUUGUCAGAAUAAAGAGCUUUAGUCCCGAAACUCAUUCUGUGGAUGGGACAUCGAAUCUUGUGUUGUUGGUAGGUUUGUGGUUGUUGGACAGGCGGCAGAUUAAAUCGUUCAUUAAACUACAGACACGAGCGUUCUGUGGAGGUUUUACUGUCCGGUCCUGUCGCACAGCAUUUCCUCCACACUGGGGAAACCCAGACUCACAGACUAAGAUAUCCUUUUUAAGUGUCCAUAUCAUGCUCUAUUCUUACUUUCAUGAAGCGAGCUUUAGCAACCUGAGCCAGACAGCAGAAAUACUGGAGCUGAAGUCUUCUACCAGCCAGGUGUUUUUGGGCGGUCCCUUAGAAAAGAUGGCAUGUGAUGAGACGCCUCUGUUUUUAUAAAUCCUGGGUCCUGAUAUUCUUGUAGACCAGGGGUGGGGAACUCCAGGCCUCGAGGGCCGUUGUCCUGCAGGUUUUAGAUCUCACCCUGGGUCAACACAUCUGAAUCACAUGAUUAGUUAAUUCCCAGGCCUCUGGAGAACUUCAAGACAUGUUGAGGAGGUCAUUUAGCCAUUUAAAUGAGCUGUGUUGGAUCAAGGACACAUCUAAAAGCUGCAGGACACCAGCCCUCGAGGUCCUCCACUCCUGAUGUAGACGAUGCUUUUAUCACUGUGUGCAGAGCAAGCACACUCCCUAAUGUCUCCUUAAGGGUUCUCCCCAAUGGCAGCAGUCUCCAUCAUAUUAAGCCCAACUCUCGAGUUUCUGCCAUGUUACACAAAAAAAUCCUUUAGAGCUUUUUGCUUUUCAAGCAAACAAUUUGACAUCAGAAUAAUAAAAAAGUUCUUUAUUAAUUCAAAUAGGUUCGCGACUAAAGCACAACACAUCCAACAAUUACAAACCGAAGAAAAAAUGCAACCUCUUAAACCCUUGGAAACAUUCCCAAAGCCCAUUUGUCCAGUAUUUUUCAGUGUUCACAUCGAAGUGUUGACCCAGAUCAAAAAAUGAUUUUGAAAAAUGCUCCAGAACAAAUCUGAUCAGAUACCACCAGACACCCCAGUAUGGGUCCAAAAGCCAAAGCUGUUGAACAGGUGGUUUUAAUGCUGUGGCUGAUUGAAUCCAGCAGUCUGUUAAAGGCUCAACCACAAAACACAGAAAUUUAGGAAUAAAUUCUUCCAACACCAAUCACAAGCCGAUGGCUCUUAUCAAUGACAGGUUAAAGGUAACAUUUGCAGUUUGUCCCUGACUACGCAUACACGCAGUACCGUUCUCACGUAACACCUUAGAGUGUGGAUAAAAUAAUCGGUUAUGUUGCUGUUCAUUCAUGCUCCCAAUUCUUGAUCACUUGAGAAAUGUAACUGUAAAAGCACUGUGCCGAAUCACUCAGAUCAUAGGACCAAGGUUUGUUUUUCAUAGAUGUAUUAAAUCCGAGUCAUUGAACUGGGAAGAAAAGGUUUAACGUGUGACUGUGAAGAUUUACGUUGUGCCAAGCAGAAAUGUUCAUUAUUCAGUUUCACCAUAAUUCUGUUAGAGCUCUCCUGAAACGCUAAUGUUCUGUGUCUGUGUGAAAACGAAUUCUCCGGUGACACCAAGUAAAACCUGCCAUGUGUUUCAUCCUGUGCGUAAACGGACACGCAGAAACGUGACGGUCCUCGACUCUGACGCAGCUCCCAUCUGAACACACUCUAUAUGGAUGUUUUCUUACUGUGUCAGUAGUUGCUUCUCUGUUGUGAACCAACUUGCUUUUCACACUGUGCUCCACCACGUGACGGACGGACAGAGCGAGGUUACGAUUGGUCAGCAAUGAGGAAGUGACCAGGAGGGCGGGGCGACAGGGGCCUAUGUGUGUCCUGUUUAUGUUCGAACUCCAACACCCCGACAGAGGAUGAAAACAUGAACUGUCAGAGCAUAAAGACUGUCACAGUACAUCUAAGGGAGACCCUUAUUUUAUUUAUGAAUAUGCUGCUUGGAGUUUCUUAAAGUUUAAUAAAGAAAUAUGGUUUACAAA
Oreochromis niloticus (Nile tilapia) is the source of this 8025-nucleotide messenger RNA. It is a transcript of the gene grid1b, whose product is annotated as glutamate receptor, ionotropic, delta 1b. Gene Ontology annotation, molecular function: ligand-gated monoatomic ion channel activity; signaling receptor activity. Gene Ontology annotation, cellular component: membrane. Gene Ontology annotation, biological process: monoatomic ion transport. The transcript is spliced from 17 exons. Lineage: Eukaryota; Metazoa; Chordata; Actinopteri; Cichliformes; Cichlidae. The coding region runs from base 436 to 3549 and encodes 1037 amino acids. The record is from RefSeq and is a predicted model, not a curated record.